AUGGCAGCCACGCGGCUGAACAGCCUUCAUCAUGGGGGCCCGCUUUACUCCCAGGUUCUGGUGGUACGGAAGGCGAGCCUCGUGUUUAUUACCACCAGGGCGGACAACCAGUCACUGAUAAACACCGUCGCUGCCAACAUGCCGGGAUAGGAGCUGGCGAAUGGCGCUACCUAAUUUCCCUGGAUGCCGU
This is a messenger RNA of Sodiomyces alkalinus F11, 190 nucleotides long. RefSeq lists its product as hypothetical. The annotation marks the transcript as partial. Lineage: Eukaryota; Fungi; Ascomycota; Sordariomycetes; Glomerellales; Plectosphaerellaceae. The transcript is spliced from 2 exons. The record is from RefSeq and is a predicted model, not a curated record.